UGUUUUUAUUUGACCGCGUUAACAUUUUUUGUGCAUUGAUAUGAACGCCGAGAAGCAGGACUUUAAUGAAUUGCUCGACGACAUUGUCCUAGCAGAGGAAAAACUUAAUCGUGAAGGUUACGAGGAAGGAUUGGAAGUAGGACGCUCACAAGGCGAACAAGAAGGCUACCAAUUGGGCUACGCGCAAGGUGUACAACUAGGUGUAGAACUAGCUGAAAUAUAUGCCACUGUUGUGGCGCAGCAAACGCAAAAUCAUACAGAAAAAGUCCGACGUUCGCUCCAACAAUUGCGAAAAAGCAUAGACGACUUUCCACGUGAUAAUAAUCCAGAAGCAGAUAUAAUUGGAACGGUAGAGAGCAUACGCAAUCAGUACAAACGUGUGCGUGUACUGACCACUGGCAAAGUAGGUAAAUUUGGCAAUAAAGUGGAAGACGUCGAUACAACUCAGCAGGGCAAAAACAAAGAUUUAUCUUUUUAAAUCUUGAGCAAUCAGCAAGAUGAGCAUCGGUCAAAUACGCGCACGUUUGGAAGAG
Rhagoletis zephyria (snowberry fruit fly) is the source of this 533-nucleotide messenger RNA. RefSeq names its product oral cancer-overexpressed protein 1. NCBI's taxonomy places the organism in Eukaryota, Metazoa, Arthropoda, Insecta, Diptera, Tephritidae. The record is from RefSeq and is a predicted model, not a curated record.